UUCACUACUUGUUAUUCUUCCUUGUAAUGCGUAUUUUUGCACAUAUUGAGGAUGUCGAUCUCAAAUGAAAAAAAAAACUAGGUAUUUAUGGGAAAUGAUGGUACGUCUCUCGUACAUCGAAAAUUUGGCAAGAUUUGUUUUAAUUUUCAAUUUGACUUUAAUACAACUAUAUCUUUUUAUAGAGAGUCCUCAAAGGAAACAUACAUCUGUUUAUGCGGCAAUUAUUAAAGACUGCAACCCCGGUUUUACAGGACGAUAUUGUGAACUUCCUUGUUCAUAUCCAGGAUUUGGGAAGGGAUGCCAGGAAACGUGUAAUUGUGUAAAGGAAUAUUGUGAUGAAGAAAAUGGUUGCAAAGAUGGUUCUCAAACGUUUUCCUCCACAACAAUAAAAGGCACAACUAAGCUGCAUUUCACAAGGAACAUUUUAAUAUGUCAAAAUGGGUUCAUUGGAAUGAAAUGUGAAAAUAAAUGUCGAUACCCAAGUUAUGGCAGCAAUUGUCAGCUAGAAUGUUUGUGCAUUGAGGACCUGUGCAAUCAUGUCUCCGGAUGUCACACAAAUGAUGAGAGCAUUGGUAAGAAUACCGUUCAUACUACCUCUGGAUUUAUUGGAUUCACUAAAUCUGAUAGUGUUUUGACCACAGAGCGAAAUCAUCAAAGCAAGAAUAGGAAUGCUAUAUCUGAAACCAAGAAGACGACCAGCAAACGUUUCUCAAGUAUUCUGCUACAAAGUAUACUUGUUCUUGGAAUUCUUGCAUCCUUUCUGUUCAUUCUGUAUGUCUGUACAUUUGUGAUGUCAUCAUAUGGACGAUUCCGUGCUCAUCAAGAAAGGGAGUUUAUCUUUGAAAUAAACCAUGAUCCGAUAUGACUAUGAAAAAUCGAAGGAGAGCAGCGAAUGUAAUAUACCUGGGAUGCACCUAAUCAAAAAAGACUAAUGGGUUUAAAGUAUUUCAGAAACUACCUGACAAAAUUGAUCAUUUGUAUGCCCUGCUCAGAGAUACCAAUUUGUUAUUUUGUUACUAUAUAUUAUAUUAUUUACAACCAUAUAUUAUUAUCAUAUUGUGAACAUAUUUUUAUGUGUUUGAGAGAGAGAGAGAGAGAUGGAGAUCGACACACAAUUAUGACGAGAAAGUUAGACAAACAAAAAGACAAAUCUAUGUGUAGUUGUAUUUUUUCAGUCUUACAUGCACUCGCAAUACUGUAGAGAGAAAAGGUUUUGGUCUUAAAAUCAUAUUCAGCAUUAAUGUAUAUCACUUUUAUACAUGUAUACAAAAACACAUUUUACUUCUUGGUAUAUCUGAUAGAUCAACUUUACUUUCUUAAUCUCCUAUUUAUAAAUAGUACGAGAUUGAAUGGUAACUUUUUCAGUAGUACAUGUAAUAAUUAUCUAGAAAAUAUUUUUGCGUUAUUCUUGUGCUGAAAGAAUUUGAGCUGAAUCAUUUAGCUUACCUGAACUGAUUUUUUCUGAUUACAUUUUGUCCGUUGUGCUGUUAUUAGAAAGAUUUCAUUUUAUAGUUAUCUGUUUUGUGGUACAAGUUAUCUAUUUACAGCGUGGUAUUCUUAUGUGUUGUAAAGUGUAGGAUUGGGAUACAGCAUAUAUAGGUUUUUCUCUCACUUUGUUUGAGUUAAUGAUAUGAAUUAUAAUGAGAGAUGCUCUGUCUGAGCGAAUAACACACUGUAUUUUUUCUUAUCUCGAAACGGGGAUCAUUUGCACC
Saccostrea cuccullata (small rock oyster) is the source of this 1712-nucleotide messenger RNA. RefSeq names its product multiple epidermal growth factor-like domains protein 10. The transcript has 7 exons. NCBI's taxonomy places the organism in Eukaryota, Metazoa, Mollusca, Bivalvia, Ostreida, Ostreidae. The coding region runs from base 65 to 865 and encodes 266 amino acids. Gene Ontology annotation, molecular function: scavenger receptor activity. The record is from RefSeq and is a predicted model, not a curated record.